UGGUCAUUAUUGCGAGUGGUAUUGCUGCGGUGCAUUAGUGAUCACUGAGGGACUUGACUUACGGAGACAAAGCAUCUGCUCGAGAACUAAGGAUGUCCGCUGGCGUGACGUCUUCAAGCGUGGUGGGUCUUACAUUUGAGGAUGGUGUGUGUGUAGCGACAGACACACUGGGUUCAUAUGGCAGCCUGGCAAAAUACCGAAAAUUGCCGCGCAUCGUCCAGCUGACAGAACGCGCUCUGUUGGCUGCGGGUGGAGAUUAUGCAGACUUCCAGUAUGUGCGGGACCUCCUGGAAAACAAAAUUCAUCUCGACACUGUGGAUGGUGACACACCUCCUGCACCCAGGUCUCUGUUCUGCUGGCUGCGGCGGCUGCUGUAUGACCGGCGCACCCGGUUGAGGCCUCUGCGCAUGGACGCAGUGGUGGCAGGUCUGGAGCCAGACGGGGAACCAUUCUUGGGUGUCGUAGACCUGCGUGGCACUGCCUUCUCGGCACCCUCAGUGGCCACUGCCAUGGGUGCCUAUCUUGCAUUGCCUGGUCUGCGGGAGGCUGGAACUUCACUCAGCCGCCAGCAGGCAGCAAAGCUGCUGGAGGACAAGAUGCGAGUGCUGCUACUACGAGAUGCGCGCUCCUGUGAAGAGUUCCAGCUAGCAGUCGUAGAUGGCACAGGAGUCACCAUAGAGCCUCCACGCAAGCUUCAUGCCAACUGGCAGGUUGCCCACUCUGUCUGACUGUUCCCGACAGAUGGCAUUGUCAGAGCUGUGUUUUGAUAAAAUAAAGAUUCUAAACUAUGUAA
Messenger RNA from Schistocerca americana (American grasshopper), 793 nucleotides. Its product is annotated as proteasome subunit beta type-4-like. The coding region runs from base 93 to 728 and encodes 211 amino acids. Lineage: Eukaryota; Metazoa; Arthropoda; Insecta; Orthoptera; Acrididae. The transcript has 4 exons. The record is from RefSeq and is a predicted model, not a curated record. Gene Ontology annotation, cellular component: proteasome core complex.